AUGGCAGAUUCACAACCAGCCUACUUGUCGCCCAGCGAACUAGGCACAAAAGACUACUGGGAAACAUACUACGCGCGCACCCUCGCACACAUCUCCCACGAUAAGCCGUCUGAGACCAAUGAGUCCGACUCAGACGUCAAUGACGAAGACGACCCUGGCACAUCAUGGUUCUCAGAGCAUAAUGCCCCGCAGAAAGUGCUGCGUUUCCUCACGCGCUCCUCGGCCCCGAUUCCUUCGCGACGGGCUAGGAACUCUGCUUCUGUGCUUGAUUUAGGGACUGGGAAUGGGAGUAUGCUUGCGCUAUUGAGGAAGAGGGGUGGUUUCAAUGGGCGGCUUGUUGGGGUUGACUAUUCCAGACAGAGCGUGGAGUUGGCGCGUGAGUUGCAGCGGAACAGAGGGCACUCAGCUUAUCAUAGUGAUUCCGAGAAUGAGGACGAAGAUGAGGAUGAGGAGGAAGAGCCUGAGGCCGAAGCUGAGAAUGAGAUUGAAACUGGCUCUAAAGCCGAAGCUCCUAUUCAGUUUGAGGAGUGGGACAUUCUCGGGUCUAAGGCUGGGCUAUCGGAGACAGGGCUUGGGGCCGCCUUGCCUGACGAGUCUCUUGCUUGGUUCCCUUAUCAGGAGGGUGGCUUUGAUAUCGUGCUUGAUAAGGGGACCUUCGAUGCUGUUUCUCUGGCGGAUGAUGCGAAGACGAGUCGUGUGUGUGAGCGGUACCCUGAUAUUGCGCGACGACUGGUCAAACGCGGUGGGUUCUUGAUUGUCACUACGUGCAAUUGGACGGAUGAGGAAUUGGUGCACUGGUUCACGGGGGGUCGGACCACUGGGGAUCGAUUGACCGUUUGGGGCCGGGUUGAGUACCCAGUGUUCCGCUUCGGGGGACAUGAAGGGCAAGGCGUCUGCACUGUGUGUUUCCAGCGGGUUGGGGAUGCAUGA
Molecule: messenger RNA, 930 nt
Organism: Penicillium salamii
Lineage: Eukaryota; Fungi; Ascomycota; Eurotiomycetes; Eurotiales; Aspergillaceae
Source: the annotation of a GenBank genome assembly